Molecule: messenger RNA, 2444 nt
Organism: Gaeumannomyces tritici R3-111a-1
Lineage: Eukaryota; Fungi; Ascomycota; Sordariomycetes; Magnaporthales; Magnaporthaceae
Product: cytochrome P450 3A5
Exons: 6
Coding region: 577-2181 (534 amino acids)
Molecular function (GO): monooxygenase activity; oxidoreductase activity, acting on paired donors, with incorporation or reduction of molecular oxygen; iron ion binding
Source: RefSeq, a predicted model, not a curated record
AUCCUCCCAUGAAAGGAAUGCGCCCAAGCGCCGUUUGUGGCGGCCUUGGCGCUGCGAGCUCGUCUUUGAUCGAUUUUUGGAGGCGCAUUGAUGAACUCGCGUGGCAGGCAGCCCGGCUUUGUACUGUUCAACCUCUUUACCGGCCUCGGGGUUUGCGAUUACUGAUUACUCAGCCCUUGCAUCCCAAAAGCGACCAUGUUCCUGUAGACGACACCAUUAGUGACUGGGCAAAACGUCGAGCCCCCAUCGUAUGUGCUGUGAUGAUGUACAACGGCGGCUUGGACCACUCACCGGCUCGCCCUCGUAUAUCCCCACGGCAAUUGAGAACAACCGUGGACUCCAAUUGGACCAUUUCGCUUUCCGAAAACUGGCAACAUUCUACAUGGCGACUUUUGAUUCGGCUGUGCGUAAAAAUCCCAAGCUAUUCCCCAGGGUCAACUGCGCCCAGCUGGCCCUCCAGGUGUAGCUAUAAAAGAUGCCGUACAGGACAUGUCAGCACAGAAGCCUUCUCUCGUCCCCAACAUGAUACCACCGAGACCGACAUAGGGCAAAACAGCCACAGCCACAGCCACAGCCAUGGAUCUCAACGUCAUAGCAGUCGUUUCGGCGCUGCAGACAGUCGUCCUAUUGCCCAAGGAUGAACUUUUCGGCUUAUCAGCGGUCAAGGUUUGGCUUGGGUUGAUGUUGGCGCAGUGCCUUCUUACCAAGAUGUACAGCAUCUGCAUAUAUCCCCAUUUUGUCUCGCCGCUGCGGCAUCUCCCAGGUCCAAAGGACAACCACUUCUUCGUCGGGCAAGCGGCCAGGCUAAUGAUGGCGGCAGGCCCGCAUGACCUGUAUGAGGAAUGGGCUCGGAAAUGGCCCGACGCGCCUUUCAUCCGUCAGCUCAGCGUCGGCAACCAGGAGCUCCUCAUCGUCAACAGCCUUGCAGCGCAGCGGGAGGUCUUGGGAACCCACGGCAAUGAUUUUGUCAAAUCCGACCUCUUCAAUAGGCUGUUUGGCGAGAUCAUCCCGGGCGGGCUCCUCUUCACCAAAGGGGAAGAGCACAAGAGGCGAAGGCGGGCGCUGGCUGGGCCCAUGUCCCUACCCAAAAUCCGCAGGCUGGUGCCUGUUUUCCAGGAGAAGGCAAGGGGCUGGGUCAACUCUCUUCAGUCUGGGCUGGACGCUGGAGGCGACGGUGUCUGGGAAGUCGAGUAUAGUAUGCACGAGCUUCUCCUAGAGAUGAUCGUGGUCACUGUCCUUGGGGUGGAGCUGGCACAGAUGGAGUCGCCAUCGUCGAUGGGCUUCGCCGAGGCUUAUCAUAACCUUCUGCAGCCAUCGAAGCUCAGCAUGAUAAUAUGGUUCGUGAAUGCCAUGGGGCUUCCAAUGCGCUGGCUACCCCUUAAAAGCAACAAGAAGUGGCUCGAGGCGAACUUUACGAUUCAGAGCAUGAUCAAAGACGUAGCGCAUCGGAGGGCCGAGAAUCUAAGGGCGGCCGGUCGCAGGCGUGACGCCGAAGAUGUGUCCGAUACGCGCCGUGACCUAACGACCUUCAUGCUUGAAGAGUCGCUUUUCGGCAAAGGUGAACUGAGCGAGUCCGAGAUCGCAAAUGGCCUUCUUGAACUCGUCGGCGCAGCACAUGACACGUCGUCUUCUGCCAUUACGUGGAUUAUAUUUCAACUAGCAGCAAGACCAGAGAUGCAGGAGCGAUGUAGGGUCGAGGUGUUGGCGGUUACCGACGAUAUCGACGCGGGGAUGUUGGAGAACUUGCCCUUUUUGGACAAAUUCAUCAAAGAGGUCUUGAGGAUGUAUUCGCCAACGAUUGUUUCGCUCCGAGAAGCAGCAAAGGACAUGGUGAUCGAAGGCGUCCCGAUCGCAAAGGGCACCUCGAUUGUCAUCUCGCCGGCCAAUAUUGGACGCAACCCCAAGGUCUGGGGUCCUGAUGCAGACACCUUUGAUCCAGACCGCUGGAGUAGGCUCGAGGGGGACGCGGCCAGUCCCUAUGCGUUUGGUGCUUUCAACAAUGGGCCACGCAUCUGCCCUGGCAGGCAACAAGCAAUGCUCCAGAUGAAGGCCAUCCUGUGCGAGCUGCUCCGUGCCUUUCACCUCGAGCCGGUGGACACUGCCCUGAAGUUCCAGAACCCGACGGUGAUGUUGAAGCCCAAGGGCAAGCUGAGGGUCAGGGCGAGGCGGCUGGAGAUGUAGCCUGCAGAUGGGGAAAGAGGUCAAAGCAAAGCAGGAAAAUCAUUGCUGCCUUGAGGCCAGCUGGCCUGAUGCUUUUGUAGUAUUCUGGGCGUGUGGGUGAGGCCGCAAGGCCAGGGAAUUCACGUAACAAGUGACUAAAAGAAUCCCAUCGAUCUGUCUGGAAUUACAUGAUGCCGAGCCUGAAGCAAGUUGAUGCACCGUGUCAUGUCGGUGCUGGCACAGUCCAGCCGCGCCUCAGCUAUUUUUGAUGCAUCGAGGGGCGA